AAACGCAGGUGGAGCCAGAGUGAAGGUGGAGACAGCGGCUGGAGGAUUGAUAGGAAGUACACUUUAAAUGUCGUUGCCAUUGUCUAAUUAAAUUAAAACAGCCAGGAGAUCUGAAUAAAUGAGAAGAUUUGGACUGGGAAAGAUUGUCCGAACGUCGGAACCUUAAACCGUAGAAAACAGCGGAGAGACUGGCGAGGGGGAGCGUUGUGGAGCCACGGACCCAGGAGCGGGAGGGAGUGGUGGGGACGGACGGAACUUCCGGCGGACACGCAGACGAGUACAACCACCUUACCUGUGAGGAUGUCCAUAUCAAUUAUAAUAAAGUGGAGUGGGCAAGAAUAUCCUGUGACAAAACUGACAGAAGAAGAUACGGUUCUGGACUUGAAGGAGAUGAUUAAAACUCUAACUGGUGUGCUGCCAGAGCGACAGAAGUUACUUGGCCUGAAAAUCAAAGGUAAAGCUGCAGAAGAUGACGUUAAGCUGGGCAUGCUUAAAUUGAAACCAAAUACUAAGAUUAUGAUGAUGGGCAGCAGGGAGGAGUGCCUGGAGGAAGUACUGGCGCCACCCCCUGACAAUGAAGAUGUUAUCAAUGACUUUGAUAUUGAAGAGGAUGUUAUAGAAGUAGAGAACAGGGAAGAAAACUUGGCCAAAAUUGCACGCAGAGUGAAGGAGUACAAAAUAGAAAUGCUGAACCAACCCCGGGAAGGGAAAAAGCUACUAGUUUUAGAUGUCGAUUACACAUUAUUUGACCAUAGGUCCUGUGCUGAGAGUGGACUUGAACUAAUGAGGCCAUACCUGCAUGAGUUCCUCACAUCAGCAUAUGAAGAUUAUGACAUUGUUAUAUGGUCUGCCACUAGUAUGAAGUGGAUUGAAGUAAAAAUGAAAGAACUGGGAGUCACGACACAUGCUAACUACAAGAUAACCUUCAUGUUGGACAGUGCAGCAAUGAUCACAGUGCAUACACCUAAGCGAGGAGUGGUAGAGGUCAAGCCGCUGGGAGUCAUUUGGGAUAAAUUUCCUGAGUUCUACAGUAGAAAAAAUACGAUAAUGUUUGAUGAUAUUGGACGAAACUUUCUGAUGAAUCCACAAAAUGGGCUAAAGAUUAGACCUUUCAUGAAGGCUCAUCUUAACCGAGAUAAAGAUAUGGAACUGAUGAAAUUGUCGCAAUACCUGAAGGAGAUUGGCAAGUUAGAAGAUUUCACGGAGCUUAAUCAUAAAUACUGGGAAAGAUAUCUUUCCAAGAAGCAAGGGCAAUGAGCCCCAUGUGGAUCUUCCUGCCCUAGGAUGUGUAUACUUCAGAAUUAUGUGACAAAACUUUAACUGUGAUUGAACUCAGAACAAGUGCUGAGCACUUCGACAGACAAAAACAUUUAAAAAAAACACGCCAAAGGGACUUAUCAACUGACAUACUACCUGCAACUUUCUUUAUCCUUUGGUCUUUCACUGUGGAAGAGUGAAUUGAACAAAGGACAAUAUGCUUCAGCAAAAUACUGUCACACUGUGUGAAUUCAUAGGAAUGUAUUCCAGCUGUGUCGUCAUUAAUCUACUGUAUGUCUAAGUAUGGCUUCCUUGCUUUGUUGUGAAGUUGGCAGAAAACAAAAGUGUGCUAAUUGCAGGUUACUCUUGUAUAGAGUAAGUUGCUUCCAUUUGUUUUGUUAAGCAGUUCUUCCCUGUGCGCUGGGUUGGACUACAUAAGUGAUAAAAUGUUCAAUUCCCAUAUGAGCAAUUUCAGUUUGACCAAGGUUUUAAGAGAGGGAACAUUUUAAACUUGCCUCAGUGGAAUUGGCUCCUGUGUAUAAGCAGCAGACUGGCAGAUGUACCAUAGGCCUCCAGUCUUUUGGUCCACUGCAAGUUCCCCAUUCCUAAGGAAGGAAGUACUUUCACUCAGUUAAAUUGUAUGAAAAUGUAGAGUGCUUAAGCACCGAUGUUGUCCCCAACUGGCUCAGAAGUUUGGAUUGGACAUUCAGACCAAAAUUUUUCCAUUCAGACCUGAAGGAACAGUUUUGCCUUCAUUCUUGUUCAUUCCACUGUCACGUCACAUGCCAUACGUUAGAUUGACAAUGUUGCCUGCUAUGAGGUGCUACAGAUUUCUCCCCAGAGGUUAUUCAGGAUGAACUGUACUGUAAACUCAUUUUCUGGGUGCUAUGUUUUAUGUGUUUCUGAGAUCCAGCUUAAUGAAUAAUUGGCAUGACAUUAAUUAUACACUCCAGGGGAGCACUGGCAGUGGGUUCUCUCUGCACUGUAAGGUGCCUGAAGAAACCAGGCUAAAGUGAAAACUCUACAUGGUGCAGAAACAAAAUAAGCUUCAGCAAACACAGAGAUGUGAUCUUAAACUCUUAUCUCCAUAUGGUUUCUUGCAGAUAGUUUUUUUAAAAAAAAGCAUGAAUAGAAGUGUGGAAGGAUCACUUGUUUCAGAAUCUUAUGACCUUUCAAUUUUUUUUAAAGUUGCUUGCAAGGUAUCAGAAGCUUGAGUCUUCUAUUACUGACUGUUCCCAACAGUACAAAGGAGGUGGCCUUUGAAGCGUGUUCCAGGACCCAAGGAAGGCCUUCAGUGAUGCAGGGAAAAAAAAGCCAUCAUGUUCCCUUUGUGCAUGCUGUCAUUGGGGGCACCCUGCAAAUACUCAGAUUGUAGUUCUUUAGUAAUGCUCUUCUAUCACCAUGUUGCUUGGUGUUGAAGCUGGUAUAUCAGCAUUUCUUGCAGUGAAUCUACAUGUCAUGGUACAUAAAACCUGCAAAGAAAAUUAACCACCUCUUCCCCUCAAUGCCCUGCCCCUCCACAACCUUUCCACAGCCUCUGCCCUAGUGGUGCACUAUAGAGUUGGCAAAUAAGUGUUUUCUUUAAGUCCACAUAGGUUGCCCUGCUGGGAAUUGAAGUCAAAACUAAUUGGUUUACAGUUUAGUCUGGCUGACAGGACCAGAAAUGUCCUGGAAUUUUUAUGUUGGUUUCUUCAUGUUGUAUGUUUCAUUUGUUACUGCAGUGUGCUUCUCGUUCUUUUAAAUAAAUAAAACAGGCAUUCCAGGUUGAAUUCUGUAUUUUUAAAAAAGGUUUUGUUUUUUGAGUGGAGCAUAUCAAAGGUGUAAAUAUCAAGUAAGGUACCUGUAGGGAUUCUUUGGCCCAACAUUUUUUUAAAUGGCUUUUUAUUAUUUGAAGCUAAUAUACUAUUUACUUUGAAAAUCCAGAGCCAGGUGCCCAUGAUUGUGAAUAUAAUUGAGGAAUGUGUGCAGGGGAAAAAGAAACUUAAAACAUGCUUGGGAGCUACCAACCUAAUAACAAUCCAUAUGGUUGCUGUUACACAAGUUCACCAUUAUGUGUUUCGAAAGUAUGAGGAUCUGCUCUAAAUGCCCUCCACCAUCUCCUUCACUUGGUAUAGUGCUGCACCUUGCAGUCUAGGGAGGUUGCAGAUUCCCUGUUGCUGUCGGUGGCUAGGCUGUCCCCAAAUCUUUCACCUACAAUCAGAUAUAUAUUGGAGGGUGAUCAGUGACUGUCUUGACACUUGCCCCACUAUUAACUACAUUAAUUUCAUUUCCUUGCCAUAUUCACUUGAAAACCCUUAAUUUUUGCUGUUAUUAAUCUUGAUCUUGAAUAUACUUGUGCAUUGACCAUCCACCUGUGUUGUAGAAAAUUACAAAGAUUUUCAAAUCGUUUAAAAAAAAAUUCUCUUCAAAAUGGCUGACGCUUUAUCCUAAAUCUAAAACUUCUAGUUCUAGACCUCCCAGCUUAGUGAAACAGCCUCUCAGCACCUGUAGUGUUGAGACAAGUAUUUUCUAUAUUUCAAUGAAAUCUUUGAUUCAUUGAAAUUCUGGAGAAUCCAUCCUACUCUUUUUGAUCUUCCCACAUAAGGCAGUUCAUCCUGAUAAUCACUCUGGUGAAACUUCAGUGCACUUCCAUUAGGGCAAGUAUAUCUUCCUUAGGAACAGCUGAAACAGAAGUAAGA
This is a messenger RNA of Pristis pectinata (smalltooth sawfish), 3935 nucleotides long. RefSeq names its product ubiquitin-like domain containing CTD phosphatase 1 (gene ublcp1). Lineage: Eukaryota; Metazoa; Chordata; Chondrichthyes; Rhinopristiformes; Pristidae. The coding region runs from base 301 to 1257 and encodes 318 amino acids. The record is from RefSeq and is a predicted model, not a curated record. Gene Ontology annotation, biological process: protein dephosphorylation. Gene Ontology annotation, cellular component: nucleus. The transcript is spliced from 11 exons. Gene Ontology annotation, molecular function: protein serine/threonine phosphatase activity; protein binding.